This is a messenger RNA of Perognathus longimembris pacificus (Pacific pocket mouse), 4110 nucleotides long. RefSeq names its product WD repeat domain 44 (gene Wdr44). Bases 396 to 3131 code for a protein of 911 amino acids. The record is from RefSeq and is a predicted model, not a curated record. The transcript has 20 exons. Lineage: Eukaryota; Metazoa; Chordata; Mammalia; Rodentia; Heteromyidae. Gene Ontology annotation, molecular function: protein binding.
UUUCUCUCAGCGGCUGCAACUGCUGCUGCGAGAGAAAUUGGAGCUGCUGUCGCCGGGCACGCCCGCCCUCCCCCCACUCCGAAGAGCCACCGCCUCUUCUUUCGUGCUUCUUAUACACCUAUCGCCGGCAGCGCCGGCAGCCACAGUCUGUGGACUCACUGCCGCCUCCUCAGGCAGCCGCUCUGCAGGUCAUUCCCUCAGCCCGGCAACUGAAAGCGAGCGGCCCCCGGGUCCUAUCCGGCGCCUCACUCCAAAUCUUUGAACUCCCUCCUCCGCCUUGUCUGGGACCCAAGCAGUCUCCAGGGUCGCCGGGUGGAGGACGACGAAGAGGGGACGGGAGAGUCACCCUUCUUCCAGGCGGCGUCGGCCCCCUCACCCGCGGGUGUGUCCUAUAAAUGGCGUCGGAAAGCGACACGGAGGAAUUCUAUGAUGCCCCUGAAGAUGUGCACCUAGGGGGAGGCUACCCUAUAGGGUCUCCAGGAAAAGUUGGACUUUCAGAAUUCAAGGAAUCUGAGAGCAUUGCAUAUGAUGUUGAAAAUGAGUCCCCUAUACAAGAAUUGAAACAAGAUGUGUCUAAGAAGAUAAUUGACAGUAUUAUUGAGGAGCGUCAGAAAGUGCUUCAGCUUGAAGGUGACUCUUUGGAUUCUGAAGAAAAAGGACUCUCUGAUCAAGCUGCUGCCAGUCCUGCUGUACCUGAGACAGAUCUUAUUAAUAUACCUGGACUGUUAGCUAUAGAACAAGUACUACAGGAAGAUUCCAAAAAGGCAGAGAGGCAGAAUAUGUUUGAAGAAACUGAAUUGGAAUCUAAAAAAUGUUCUUCUCCUGUUGACACCUGUGAGAAGAUGGAUGAAACCACUGACAUAACUGAACUAAGUUCCACUGAACAGUUUAAUGUGCCUGAAAUGGAAACAGAAACAUUGAACAAGGAAGCAAUGGAAGUCAAAGAAAGUGAUGUUCUAGAUCCUGCCUCCUCAGACUCUUUCUCUACUAAAGAACUUGCUGCUGUGGAAGAAGUAGCUCCUGCCAAACCCCCAAGACACCUCACUCCAGAACCUGAUAUUGUAGCUAGCACCAAGAAGCCUGUUCCAGCACGCCCACCCCCUCCAACUAAUUUCCCACCUCCUAGACCCCCACCGCCCUCUCGACCUGCUCCACCACCAAGAAAAAAGAAAAGCGAACUGGAAUUUGAAGCUCUGAAAACACCUGAUCUAGAUGUACCUAAAGAGAAUAUUACAUCUGAUUCUCUCCUAACUACCCACCUGGCUUCAGAGAGUACACUUAGGGAUUCCCAGCCUUCUCUUGAUUUGGCAAGUGCUACCAGUGGAGAUAAAAUAGUUACAGCCCAGGAAAAUGGAAAAGCACCUGAUGGGCACACAAUAGCAGGUGAAGUGAUGGGUCCUCAGAGACCCAGAUCCAACUCCGGGAGAGAACUUACUGAUGAGGAAAUUUUAGCUAGUGUAAUGAUUAAGAACCUAGACACUGGAGAAGAAAUACCUUUAAGUCUUGCUGAAGAGAAACUGCCAACAGGUAUUAAUCCUCUGACUCUACAUAUCAUGAGAAGAACCAAGGAAUAUGUAAGUAAUGACGCAGCUCAGUCAGACGAUGAAGAGAAGCUACAGUCUCAAGCAACAGAUACUGAUGGUGGACGGUUAAAACAGAAAACAACCCAACUAAAGAAAUUCCUUGGAAAGUCAGUAAAGAGAGCAAAGCACCUGGCUGAGGAAUAUGGGGAACGUGCUAUAAAUAAAGUUAAAAGUGUAAGAGACGAAGUGUUUCAUACUGAUCAAGAUGAUCCUUCAUCAAGUGACGAUGAAGGAAUGCCCUAUACAAGACCAGUUAAAUUCAAAGCAGCACAUGGUUUCAAAGGACCUUAUGACUUUGAUCAAAUCAAAGUGGUACAAGAUCUUAGUGGCGAACAUAUGGGAGCUGUUUGGACCAUGAAAUUUUCUCACUGUGGUCGAUUACUUGCCUCAGCUGGACAAGACAAUGUCGUGAGAAUAUGGGCUUUAAAAAAUGCUUUUGACUAUUUCAACAAUAUGCGAAUGAAAUAUAAUACUGAAGGACGUGUAUCCCCAUCACCUUCUCAGGAAAGUCUAAGUUCAUCAAAAUCUGAUACAGAUACAGGGGUAUGUGGUGGAACUGAUGAAGACCCUGAUGACAAAAAUGCACCGUUUCGGCAACGGCCCUUCUGCAAAUAUAAAGGACAUACUGCUGAUCUCCUUGAUCUUUCUUGGUCUAAAAAUUACUUUCUGCUUUCUUCUUCGAUGGAUAAAACAGUCCGGUUAUGGCACAUUUCUAGAAGAGAAUGCCUUUGCUGUUUCCAACACAUAGAUUUUGUCACUGCCAUAGCUUUUCAUCCAAGAGAUGAUAGGUAUUUUCUAAGUGGGUCAUUGGAUGGAAAGCUCCGCCUUUGGAACAUACCUGAUAAGAAAGUAGCUUUGUGGAAUGAAGUAGAUGGCCAGACAAAAUUGAUCACAGCUGCAAAUUUCUGUCAGAAUGGGAAAUAUGCAGUAAUUGGGACUUACGAUGGUAGAUGUAUCUUCUAUGACACAGAGCAUUUGAAAUACCAUACACAAAUACAUGUCCGAUCUACUAGAGGGCGCAACAAGGUUGGAAGAAAAAUUACUGGCAUAGAACCUUUACCUGGAGAAAAUAAGAUACUGGUAACCUCAAAUGACUCCAGAAUCAGACUGUAUGACCUCAGAGACUUGUCACUGUCCAUGAAAUAUAAGGGUUAUGUUAAUAGCAGCAGCCAGAUCAAAGCCAGUUUCAGCCAUGAUUUCACUUACCUCGUUAGCGGUUCAGAAGAUAAAUAUGUUUAUAUCUGGAGUACUUACCAUGAUCUAAGCAAGUUUACUUCAGUCAGAAGGGAUCGCAAUGACUUCUGGGAAGGUAUUAAAGCACAUAAUGCAGUUGUUACAUCAGCCAUCUUUGCUCCAAACCCAAGUUUGAUGUUAUCUUUGGAUAUGCAGUCUGAAAAAUCAGAAGGAAAUGAUAAAAGUGAAGAUGCAGAAAUUUUGGACUCCACAUCUACUGGUAUUGGGAAGACAGAUAACACAGAAGUUCUUCUCUCUGCUGACUUCACUGGAGCAAUCAAAGUGUUUAUUAACAAAAGGAAAAAUAUAUCUUAAUUUGAAAUUACAUUUAAAAAUAAGCUUAUCAGUAAGUUUCUAUAUGUAUCAGAACUGAAAAAAGUAUGUAGUGUUUCAGGCUAACAUUUUUUUAAACUUUUAUUGAAAGUUGUUCAUGUGUAAUAUAUUUUUGAGAGGCAGUGUUAGUGAUCUAGGGAGCCGUGGACUAAUAGACUAGGUGAGAAUGUGGCUAGAUUAACAUUGCCAAGCUUUAGGCUUUAUUUUUUUUGUUAUGUUUGUGUUUUGUUAUAUAAUUAGGAACAUGCACAAGUUUCUGCAUGAAAAGAUAUUAAUAUAUUAAUCACAUGUGCGUGCCUUUUGGUUUCAUGCACUAAAUCUAACAAAGUUAAAUUAUUUUAGUGGCUCUUUUGGCCUCUUAUGGGGGGAUAGUCUUGUUUUUAGUUUAAACAAUUUCUUUUGCACAACAAAAUUUCAUUUUUAAGAAAAGUGAUAUCUUUUGACUGAGUUAUUGUUUUGAAAAAUGUUAUAUAGAUUUUUCAGUAGGUCAAUAACCAUGUAUAAAUGGUUUUUAUAAAUUUCUCAAUUUGGGGACAAGAUUUUUUUUGUGGUCUAAAUUGUGGACUUGAGAUUCUUUUCUUUGUAAGUGUAUAUAUACAUAUAAAUAUAUAAUUUUUUUUCUUUGCCACACUGGAGCACAAUGUUUCUAUGUAAAGAAUUCUUUUCAUUCUUUAUCCAUGAGCACCAGGCUUUGCUCACUUAAAAAAAUAAGCCACAUUAAGGAGUGAGUCUUCUUUUUUACAAUAAUGUAAAAACGAACUGUUUACAUUUUUUAAAGCAUUGUAGUUUUUAAAAAUUCAGCUGUUUUGUUUUAUGUUGUUGAAUUUGAAAGCCUUUGUAAAUAUCAGUAUAGUGUACCAAUGACAUAACAUAUGGGGCAAUGGAGCCCUGAUUAUGUUGUUGAUGGUUGGCAUAUGUUCCUGAAAAUUAAAUGUGCAUUAUUAAAACUUGGUCGAAAGCA